UAUGUUUCGCCUCCAAUUUAUUCAUUUCAAAAAUAAGGAACUGAAUCUGCACUAAUCAAAGAAAAUCAUUCAUCUUAUUAUGAGAAUAUAUUAAACAUUAAUUACAUAACUUUGAUAAUUAUAUUAUUAAAAUAAACUUAUCUUUACACAAUGUCUGAAGAAUCGGAAUCUUGCGAUAUUAAUUCGAAAAAAUCUAAUUUUAUAUGUGAAUGGUGUGGUAAAAUAUUUUAUGGUAGUUCUAACCUAAAUAAACAUUAUCGUGUGCACAGUGAGCAACAUCCACAUGCAUGCGGUGUUUGCGAUCAAAAAUUUGCAAGGAGAUCUGAUUUAAAAAAACAUUAUGCACUUCAUAAAGAGGGAAAGCCCCAUGUUUGUGGCGUAUGCAGUACGGGAUUUUCUGAUCUAUCAGCUUUAAAAAGACACUGUCUCAUUCAUACAGAUGAAAAGAAUUUUAAAUGUAACUUCUGUGACAGAGCAUUUUUUAAAAAGUCUGGAUUAGAUCAACAUUUACUUACCCAUACAAAAGAAAGAAACCAUAUUUGUGAGUUUUGCGGAAAGGCAUUUUCUAGAAAGUUUCAUUUGACUAGUCACUAUCGUAUUCAUACCCAGGAAAAACCAUAUGUAUGUGAUAUAUGUAAUAAAAGUUGUUCUAGAAAGUCUGACUUGAAUAUACAUUACCAAACCCAUUUGCAACCAUAUUCAUGUGAACUUUGUGGCAAAUUAUUUUCACGGAAAAUUCUCCUCGAUAAACAUUACCCCAAGCAUACUGAAAAAGUAGAACAAAUUCAUGCCUGUGAUAUUUGUGCCAAAACUUUCUCGAGAAGGACUCUUUUAAAAAAGCAUUAUUAUAUUCAUAUGCCUGAAAACUUGCACAAGUGUAAAGUAUGUGAUAAAUCAUUUUCUCAGCAAUCACAAUUAAAUUCUCAUUGUUUAACUCAUUCACGAGAAUACACUUUAGAAUCUAAUGUGUGUGAAUCACUUGUUAAAACUUCUCAACCACAAACUGAUAUUGUUAUCCAAACACCACUAAAAUCUCAUGCAUGUGAGUUUUGUGGUAAAUUCUUUGCUAAAAAAUCGACACUUACCAGACAUAAAAAUGUUCAUACACAAGAUAAAAAUUUUGUUUGUGAAGUGUGUGGUAAAGAAUUUCUCAGAAAACUGAGUUUUAUGGGCCAUUUUAAACGAAUGCAUGGCAGUCUGGUGAGCUCUGUGCCCUGAUGCCAUCAGAUGACCCUGAAAAUCAUUAAGUCUCACUAUCAUGAAAACUAUCUAUCAUAUCAGUAUUCAUACUAAUAAUUGCAUAUAUACAUAGUUCUUAAAAAAUAUUAAGAUGUCUGUGCUUUAAUAUAUUGAUUCCUAUUUUUGGUCUGAAGUUAAUUUUAAAAAUUAGAUUAUAAAUUUUUAAAUAUGUGUUACAUUAACAUUUUUGUACCCCAAUGCUUUAUACCACAAGGGCUUCCUAUGGCCAAAUGUUACUCGCAGAUUUAGUUUAUAUGCUAAAAGAUAUAUGCUAUCUUUAUAAUAUAAUAGAAACUAUGAAUAACACAUUCUAACUCUGUGGAUAGAGUUAGGAUAUGUUAUGCAAACUACAACAAUGUGUAAAAAAAACUCCUAAAAUCACUUAUCUAUAUCUGAAUUUUGGAAAAUUCAGGUUAGUGAAUUUCAUUUAGGAAAUCAUAUAAUAGUCCCAUAAAGGAACAGUGUUUACAUUUAAGAAUUAUGAAAUUGUUGAGCUUUUCAUUGUUGUGGUG
This is a messenger RNA of Argiope bruennichi, 1751 nucleotides long. RefSeq names its product zinc finger protein 271-like. Gene Ontology annotation, molecular function: DNA-binding transcription factor activity; RNA polymerase II cis-regulatory region sequence-specific DNA binding. The record is from RefSeq and is a predicted model, not a curated record. NCBI's taxonomy places the organism in Eukaryota, Metazoa, Arthropoda, Arachnida, Araneae, Araneidae. The coding region runs from base 151 to 1218 and encodes 355 amino acids. The transcript has a single exon. Gene Ontology annotation, biological process: regulation of transcription by RNA polymerase II.